ACGGUGCAAAAUAUUCGACAGUGUUGCAUCCUGGGAAACCGGAUUUGCCAAAGAAUUGGAUCCUGGGAUUGGAAUCUGAAUGGGCAGAAAUCUACUUAUCAUGCACUUUACCCUAGGGCCUGGACUGUUUAUGAUGAACCUGACCCGGAUCUCAAGAUAAUGUGCCGUCAGAUUUCUCCAAUUAUUCCACACAAUUAUCAACAGAGCAGUUAUCCUGUUGCAGUAUUCACUUUCGCAGUAACUAAUUCAGGAACCACAGCUGCUGAUGUGACUUUGCUUUUUACAUGGGCUAACUCUGUUGGUGGAAAAUCUGAACUCACAGGAUACCAUUCUAAUUCUAGUAUGACAGAAAAGGAUGGCGUGCAUGGUGUACUGUUACACCACAGAACAGCUGAUGGACUGCCACCAGUAACUUUCGCCAUAGCUGCACAAGAGAAAGAGGGUGUUCAUAUCUCUGAAUGCCCUUACUUUAUGAUGUCCGGUAGCUCUGAUGAAUUCACAGCAAAAGAUAUGUGGAACUCAGUGAAAGAGCAUGGAUCUUUUGAUCUGCUUGAUCCUGUCAAUUCAUCAACGUCCUCCAAACCAGGAACAUCAAUAGGAGCAGCUAUUGCAGCUUCAGUUAAGCUUGCUCCUCAGGCAACCCAGAAUGUUUCAUUUUCACUUGCAUGGGCUUCCCCUGAAGUAAAGUUCUGCAGUGGAAAAACCUACCAUAGGCGUUAUACAAAAUUCUAUGGCACAGAUGUUGAUGCAGCUGCAAGCCUUGCCCGUGAUGCCAUUCUUAAUCAUAGUUCCUGGGAGAUGCAAAUUGAGGAUUGGCAGCAUCCUAUUUUGCAAGACAAGAGGUUUCCUGAAUGGUAUCCAGUCACACUAUUCAAUGAACUUUAUUAUCUUAAUGCCGGAGGAACUAUAUGGACAGAUGGAUUACCACCAAUUCAAAGUUUAACAGCAAUUGGAGGGAAAAAGUUCUCCCUUGACAUGUCAAAUGGAGAAACAGAUGAUGACAAUGAGAUGAACCCACAGACUAAUACUGCCACUGACAUUCUUCAUCAAAUGGCAUCAGUACUUGAGAGAAUUCAUGCAUCUCUUGCAUCAAAUUCUGCUAUAGGAACAACUUUGCUUCAGGGUGAAGAGAACAUUGGCCAAUUUCUCUACCUUGAGGGAAUUGAAUACUAUAUGUGGAACACAUAUGAUGUUCAUUUCUAUUCAUCUUUUUCACUUAUCAUGCUAUUUCCAAAACUUCAACUCAGCGUUCAGAGAGACUUCGCUGCAGCUGUCAUGAUGCACGACCCUGAAAAGCUCAAGCUCUUACAUGAUGGAAAAUUGGCGGCAAGAAAAGUUCUUGGAGCUGUUCCUCACGAUCUUGGUCUAUAUGACCCUUGGUUCAAAGUGAACGCAUACACACUCCAUAACACAGACCGUUGGAAGGACUUGAACCCAAAGUUUGUAUUGCAAGUUUACAGAGAUGUUGUGGCCACAGGCGAUAAAUCCUUCGCCCGAGCUGUUUGGCCAUCUGUUUAUAUGGCGAUGGCAUAUAUGGAACAAUUUGAUAAAGAUAAAGAUGGAAUGAUUGAAAAUGAGGACUUCCCAGAUCAAACUUAUGAUGUUUGGUCCAUGGCUGGUGUAAGCGCAUACUGUGGUGGUCUUUGGGUGGCUGCUCUUCAGGCUGCGUCGGCCUUGGCACACGAAGUUGGUGACAAAGCUUCUGAAAAGCUUUUCUGGAACAAGUAUGAGAAGGCUAAAUCUGUUUAUGACAAGCUGUGGAAUGGUUCUUACUUCAAUUAUGAUGAUGCUGGCACUAAAGCUAGUACCUCCAUUCACGCUGAUCAGUUGGCUGGACAAUGGUAUGCCAAAGCCUGCGGCCUCUCCUCAAUUGUUGACAAGGACAAAUCACAAAGUGCACUUGAAAAGAUAUAUACUUUCAACGUAAUGAAGUUCAAGGAUGGUAACAGGGGAGCAAUCAAUGGGAUGUGGCCAGAUGGUACAUUGGACAUGUCCACAAUGCAAUCUAGGGAGAUAUGGCCAGGCGUGACAUACGCGCUUGCUGCAUCUAUGAUUCAAGAAGGCAUGGUUGAGGAGGGUUUCAAAACAGCUGAAGGAGUCUAUCAUGCUGCCUGGUCUUCAGAAGGACUUGGAUACGCAUUCCAAACUCCUGAAUCUUGGAACAAUGACGAUGAGUACCGGUCCUUGUGCUACAUGCGCCCACUCGCCAUAUGGGCGAUACAGUGGGCACUCUCAAAUCCAAAGCUCCACAAGGAGCCUCCGACAGACAUAACACAAGAUUCUUUUCCGAAGAACCAGUUCUCAUAUGCACGAAUAGCGAAGCUCCUGCAGUUACCUGAAGAUGAAUCGUCCAAGAGCGUCCCUCGGGUUAUCUAUGAGAUAGUCCGGAACAGGUUUACUUCAUGAUAUAUGGGCCGCGACAUGCCUGAAUGUUGAAUGCACUAUUGGAGCAACAUUGUUCAAUUUGAUUGUUGAUUGCGGAAACAUGUUAUUGGUUAGCACACAUUAGUAUGGAGUUAAUGCUAAUAAAAGAUGAGGUCCAUGUAUGUAGUCCAGUAGAAAAUAGUAUGUCACGUUGUUCUUCGGAGCGAUCUUGUACGGUUGUGCUUCUUGAGUACAACAAAAGGGGGGAAUCAUUUCUUAAGAGCUGAGAAAUAUUUACAAUGGUUUCCUGUCGA
This is a messenger RNA of Triticum urartu, 2678 nucleotides long. The record is from RefSeq and is a predicted model, not a curated record. NCBI's taxonomy places the organism in Eukaryota, Viridiplantae, Streptophyta, Magnoliopsida, Poales, Poaceae.